Molecule: messenger RNA, 1969 nt
Organism: Cuscuta europaea
Lineage: Eukaryota; Viridiplantae; Streptophyta; Magnoliopsida; Solanales; Convolvulaceae
Source: the annotation of a GenBank genome assembly
GUGGUGAUCUCUAAAUUCCCGGCUCCCGUUUUCUCCGACUUUUGUCUCGUUGAGAUGACCCAUCAUCAUUUUUGAUCUAUGAAAGCAAUCAGUGCGACCACCUUUGCGGAGACUGCGUUUACUCUGUCUCUGUGUGUUCGCUUUUUUCUUUCUUCGCUUUGAAAACCGAGCAUCGGAACAUCUACUCUGUUGAUUGAUCUGGAAACCUCCCUUCCAUUCACUGGCGUAGAAUACCGUUUCCGCUGAAGGAGGAGGAAAUGUAUGCUUCGGUAGGUCACACGCAGAGCAAGAAGGAUUUGGCUUUGGAGUACCAAUCGCAGAUACAGAUUCUUCGGCCGAGCAUUCACGCGAGACGGGCCAACCUGACUGUGAAAUUCCAGGAUCUGUAUGAAUUCACGGUGGAGGGGAACGUGGACGACGUCAAUGUGCUGAACGAGGUGACGGAGAAGGUGAGACAGAAAAGCAAGCUGUGGUGGUCACUUGAGGCCAGAAAGGGUGCUAAUUGGUAUCUGCAGACCCAUGUCUCCACCGCCAAUCUCAAGCUUUCCACCCUCGGCAACGCCAUCACCCUCAAUCGACUCAUCCGCAAGGGUAUUCCGCCUGCCCUGCGUCCUAGUGUCUGGUUCUCUCUCUCCGGCGCCUCUAAGAAGAAGUCCACUGUCCCGGAUAGCUACUAUGAUGAUCUGAUCGCUGCCGUUCAGGGCAAGGUCACGGCUGCAACCAAGCAGAUUGACCAUGAUCUGCCAAGGACAUUCCCUGGUCAUCCAUGGUUGGACACUGCAGAGGGUCAUGCUUCUCUUAGACGUGUUCUUGUUGGAUAUUCUUUCCGAGAUUCCGAAGUUGGCUAUUGUCAGGGAUUAAACUAUGUUGCAGCUUUGCUGUUGCUUGUAAUGAAAACUGAAGAGGAAGCUUUCUGGAUGCUUGCUGUCCUUUUAGAGAAUGUAUUGGUUAGCGAUUGCUAUACCAACAACUUAUCUGGAUGCCAUGUUGAUCAAAGAGUGUUUAAGGAUCUGUUAACUAAAAACUGUCCAAGGCUAUCCUCUCAUUUGAAAACUCUGGAGUUUGAUGUUUCUCUUGUUUGCACAGAAUGGUUUCUUUGCCUCUUCGCCAAAAGUUUUCCUUCUGAGACAACUCUACGUGUAUGGGAUGUGUUAUUCUAUGAAGGAGCAAAGGUCAUGUUUCAUGUGGCAUUGGUAAUUUUUAAGAUGAAUGAGGAGGAGUUGCUGUUGACGCAUCAUGUUGGGGAUGUGAUCAACAUCAUACAGAGAAGCACUCGGCACUUGUUUGAUCCUGACGAUUUGAUAACGGUUGCUUUUGAAAAGAUCGGUUUUAUGACAACCACCAACAUAUCGAAGCAGAGGAAAAAACAGGAGUCAGCAGUGAUGGCAGAGCUAGAUCAGAGAUGUAGACGGAUACAUUCCUUGAAUGGCACCGAGGAUUAGUGAGUUCUUGCUGUAUCUCCAACAUGACAUGGUUGGUUAUCUACUUACUUAUCUGGACAAACACGCACUGCUAUGGGAGGUCAUGGAAUUGUGUGUCAAGGACAGGGAACAGAUUCAAGGAGGCCUGUUUGUAGGCAUCAAAAUAGCGAAGCUGUUCAACUUUUUAUGACCAACUCAAAAUGUAGAAUGGGUGCUACCUGUCUGAGAGGAGUUGAGAAUCUCUUGCUUGCCGAGCAAACAAUCACACUUCAUUUCUUUAAACAGUUCCAAAGACAUCUUUACGACAAGUACAUAAUCAUUGCCUUGCAAAAUGGAAACCACAUUUGUUUGAAAUGGAAGAAAUUCUCUGUUUUCUUAAUUCACGGAAGCAUAUGAUAUGGACUCGAGGCCUAAAGCUUCCUACUAUUGUCUGUCGAAAUGUAAACGUUGUUUUUUUUUAAAGUCAAUUAUGAUUUUACAUGGCAUUUGACAUUAUAAAGCAAUGCAAAAAUUAUGAAGAAUAAGUUAUGAAUAUAGUAAUACGCUGG